AUGACAGGUGGAACAACCGAGAAAAACCCCCAAACUUUACCUAUCCACGAACCUUCAUCCGCACCUCCAUCUGAAGCGGCGCGCAAAGAGCACAGCGCAGUCCGCAGAGAAAUUGCGGCUUUCCUAGGAGAGCUGAUUGGUACUUUCAUGUUCUUGUUCCUGGCUUUCACAGGCACACAAAUUGCGCUCAACGCUGCCGGGACACAACAACUCACAUCGUCCGACAAACCAGCACCUGAUGUCACGAAACUCAUCUACAUCGCAUUCGCUUUCGGUGUAUCUCUCGCCAUCAAUGUUGCAAUCUUUGCAGACAUCAGCGGUGGAAAGUUUAAUCCUGCGGUAACAACGGCGCUCUUUCUUACUGGCAAGAUUACCUGGCAUCGCGCCAUUCAAACGAUCAUCUCCCAGAUGAUUGCUGGUAUGACUGCUGCUGGCUUCGUGAGCGGUCUGCUGCCAGGACCACUCAUCAUCGCCACCACGCUCGAUCCAUCGAUGUCUACCACCCGCGGCCUGUUUUUGGAGACUUUUGUUACCGCUCAGCUCGUGCUUACUAUCCUCAUGCUCAAGGGUGGAUCAGCAAAGCCGAUGUACAUUGGUUUCUCUCUGUUCAUUGCCGAGAUGUGCAGUGUCUACUUCACGGGUGGUAGUCUCAACCCUGCACGGAGCUUUGGCCCGGCCGUUGUUGUGGGCUUCACAAGCUACCACUGGAUCUACUGGGUUGGUCCGCUCUUAGGUGCUGUACUUGCUAGUGGCGCAUAUGCACUGAUCAAGUGGGUACGGCAAGAGCAGGAGUGA
Messenger RNA from Macroventuria anomochaeta, 795 nucleotides. RefSeq names its product lens fiber major intrinsic protein. The record is from RefSeq and is a predicted model, not a curated record. The transcript has 2 exons. Gene Ontology annotation, biological process: transmembrane transport. Gene Ontology annotation, molecular function: water channel activity. Bases 1 to 795 code for a protein of 264 amino acids. Lineage: Eukaryota; Fungi; Ascomycota; Dothideomycetes; Pleosporales; Didymellaceae. Gene Ontology annotation, cellular component: plasma membrane.